UUAUAAUCAAAAUCAUUGUUUCAGAACUGUAUGUAUAUUUGGGUGCGUGACCAUCGUCUUCACCAUAAAUAUAGUGACACCGAUGCUGAUCCCCACAAUGCAAAUCGUGGUUUCUUUUUCUCCCACAUGGGUUGGUUGAUGAGCCGCAAACAUCCCGCCGUUAUAGAGAAAGGAAAAACCAUCGACAUGUCUGAUUUGGAAGCCGAUUUCCUCGUCAUGUUCCAGAAAUUCUUUUAUAAACCUAUGUAUGUUUUAUUCGCUUUGGCGAUUCCAAUAGCAGUUCCAGUUUAUCUUUGGAAUGAAAAUUAUUACGAUGCUCUUUUUGUGGUUUAUUUCGCUAGAUAUAUUUUAACUUUAAAUAUAACUUGGUUGGUAAAUAGCGCUGCUCAUUUAUACGGAACAAAACCAUACGAUAAAAAUUUUGGUGCUGUUGAAAGUUGGUUUGUAUCUUUUGCAACUGUCGGUGAAGGUUGGCAUAAUUACCAUCACGCUUUUCCGUGGGAUUAUCGCGCUGGGGAAUAUGGAACCCACUACAGUUUGACUACUUUUAUAAUUGAUCUUUUAGAAAAAUUCGGAUUUGUUUACGAUUUAAAAACGACUCCUGGAAAUAUGAUCGAACAAAGAGUUUAUAGAACGGGAGAUCCUAGUUGUAAAGAAAAAGUACAAGAUGGGAAAAUUAUCGAUAUUAAUGGAAAUGAAAUUGAUCCAAAAUUACAAUUAAAAUUAAAGGGUUGAUGUGGAAAAAAUUCUUUUGUUGGUUUCUUGUUUGUGGUGGUUUCAAAAACUCAUCAGAUCGUAGUGAAGUUAAAUUUGCUAGUGAUUAGUUUAUUUUAGA
Molecule: messenger RNA, 835 nt
Organism: Onthophagus taurus
Lineage: Eukaryota; Metazoa; Arthropoda; Insecta; Coleoptera; Scarabaeidae
Source: RefSeq, a predicted model, not a curated record